Sphaerodactylus townsendi is the source of this 1938-nucleotide messenger RNA. RefSeq names its product BTB domain containing 16 (gene BTBD16). Gene Ontology annotation, molecular function: protein binding. The transcript is spliced from 17 exons. The coding region runs from base 1 to 1854 and encodes 617 amino acids. The record is from RefSeq and is a predicted model, not a curated record. NCBI's taxonomy places the organism in Eukaryota, Metazoa, Chordata, Lepidosauria, Squamata, Sphaerodactylidae.
AUGGCACAACGCAAGAAUGUUUCUGUCUUUGUCACACCUCGAAAUUCACUUGAUUUACUCCCGCUGACUAGACUUGUUCCUGAAGCACCUGCUUUAGAUACUAAAUCAGCACACCUGUAUUUGCUGUCAGCACCCUUUGCAGUUCUGGGCGGACUUUCACCACGUGAGAAAGAGGUAGCUAAGGUAGUACCUUUGCAUCAGCGCUAUUUCCGCAGACAGGCUGGGCUCACCAAUCGCUGGCAAUUUUCAUUUAGUCCAAGUUGUGACCUGCUGGGAAUUGCACAGGCAAAUAAGGCUGUCCGAGUUGGUCUCAAUGAGACCCUGAUGAGAAUAAUGUCAGUUGAUGCACCUGUGUCACUGAAUACAGAACGAAAAACUUGGAAGGAAAUCUCAGAUCUCCGGGCAGAGUCAAAGGGGCUACUUGUACAAUAUCCAACUACAAAACCCAAAUUAAGGAACAGGCUUUUCUCUCAACAAGGACCUCCACAUGAGAGGCUUUUUUCUUACACACAGAAGGUCACAGAAGGCUUAGAGCCAGAUGUAACAUUGGAGUGUCUGGGCUUCCAGUGGGACCUUCAUCGUAUGUACUUAUUUAAAUCCCAGGUCCUUGCAAAUCUUCUUGCUUCAGCUGUUCUAGAUCAUGGCAUGCAUUAUACAGAUAACAGAACUGUCAAAGAAACCAGAUGUUACAAACGACGCCUACUAGCUGGAAGGGACAAUAAAAAACUCUCUGAAAGGAAGCAAAAAAUACCCAAAGUUACCCUUGUCUUGGAUAUUGACAAUCCAGAUGUCACUCGAUUUGCCUUUGCUGCUGCUCUCAAGAAUUUAUACAACUCCCAAAUGGAAGUGAAUGAAGAAGAUGUUCUGGAAAUUUUGGCUACUGCAUCAGAACUACAAUUCCCUAGCCUCUUCCAGAAGUGUGCUCAAGUCAUGAGAAGUAGUAUUUCCCCAGCAAAUGUCUGCAGUUAUUAUUCUGCAGGCUGCAAGUACAAGCAACCUUCCUUGAUCUCAGAUUGUGAAAGGUGGAUAGAGGUGAAUCUUGUCAUACAGCUGGGCUCCCAGAUUCACCUGCGGAAGCUGCCACUGGAACUACUACAGAAGAUGCUUAGAUCUUCAAGGUUAUUUACUUUCAGUGAAUUUCACCUUUGGAAAAUUACCCUCUGCUGGGUGUUUCUACAGCAAAACCCCAAAAUUCAGAUAAUUCCGUCAUAUGAUACCGUCCGUACAUAUUUUAGCAGCUUGCCCAAGAUAUGUUCCUUCCUGGAAAAGGAAAUAGGACAACGAUACAUAGCUAUUUUUCAGUCUCUUCGUUUACAUGGCAUCACUUCAAGUAAGCAUCUAGAAGAACUAUGGCAGAUUAAUUUCCUUCCUUUGCCAUGGCUAACGAGGAUUUUGUCCUAUCAUUACUAUGCACUUGAGUAUGGUGGUGACAUGGCUUUCCAGAGAGACUUUAAUACUCAGGCAGUGAGAUUUGGUCUGGUUCUUACACAGGAACCAAGAUACCAUGCAGAAAUAAUUUCCAUUUAUGGAUUCUUCUUUGAGAUAAAAGCAAUGAGACAUGAAGCUUCAGCAUAUAGUUUUUAUAUGCAAAGAGUCAAACAUACAGAUCCAAUUAUAUCUUUUUUUACUGCUGAGUGUAGCCCUGUUAGCUUAAAGAAGGAGCGUGAAGUUCAGUAUGAAAUAAAAGCACAGUGCCAGAUAGAUGGAAAGUGGGAAGAAUUCACCACAGGCAGACUUACACAGAAGUUCGGUGUGAAGAAACCAUCUUGCAAAAGCAAGGUUUUGAAAAUGUAUGUACCACCUGUUCCCAUCUAUGUGACGUUUUCUCUUCUUUUUCCAUCAUCAUUGGCAUAAAAGCCAACAAACUUUUCCUUUGAAGACUUUAUUUUUGGCAUAUGACUAGUAUGCAUUUUCAAGAGGGUAGCUACCUUUGCUUUA